AUGGAGCCGGUCUUCAUCGUCACCCGCGAAGAGUUACACGAUGUUCAGAUGGAGUUGAAGCGCAUCCAACAGAUCCAGCAGCUGCAUGGCGAGAGACUACGCUCGUUGGAAAAGCGCCAGGCCGACGACGCCGCCCUGAAGUCCGUCUGGAACUCGCCGUUUCCGAGUGCGCUUGGCGGAACGCCUCAGCACGGCCCGCUGCAUAUGCCGUCGACCGAGCUGUUCAGCGACCUAGAUGAGCAGGGCCAUAACCUGCUUGGGAGUUUGCAACUCGAAGCGGAGGAUGAGCCGAUACGGCGUGGGGCGGCGUCGCGAGCUAACAGCGUCCGCUUCGAUGAGAGCGCCCUGCACGGUGCCAACUUUGGUGGUGGAGGCCGCCACUCCAAUGAGUUAGGGCCCAUACGUCCUGGAAGCGGCAUGGGAGGGCAUCAGAUGAUGGAGCGGUCAUACUCGCACAAAUCCGACGGCAGACAUAGCUCUGCCGGGCAUUCGGUUCACUCAAUGCAUUCGGGGAUAUCAGGUCGUGCCAGCAGCCUUGGGCUCGACACCAAUUUUGUAAUUGGCGGCCGAGAGGAUGAUUCGCCCCUUGAUAUCCCAGAACCGCCCCCGGUCUUUUACAUCCUGGGCUCGCCCCCGUCCAUCAUCCGCUGUUGGCUGACUACCAACUUCACAUCUGAGGGCCUCUUGUAUGCCGUGGUUUGCACAGGGUCUCAGAAGUCGACGGUUGAAUACUCGCUUCUCAGAGAUCUCGAUUUGAUCAACAACAUCCACAGGGACGUGGACGGCGUUCACAGGAUAACGCUCCCCGUCUUUCUAGCAGAGGCACGCGUCACUCAGUCCAACUCCCGAUCAACGAGCCCGGCACCGCAGCUGCCCAGCAUAACCGCAUCCUUUGAAGUGACGGGCAUGGAUCAGCAGGAGACGGCCGAGGGCAAGAAGGCUAUCCGCGUCUUUAUCGGGAGUCAUACACUACGAAUGCAUAGUGCCGACCUCCUGCUCUCCCAGAACUUGAUGACUCUGUACGGCAGCGACCGCGACAAACUCUCCAUACCGUUCGUGCGGCCCGAAGAUGAUGCAGUUUUCAAGCAUCUCACCACCGCCAACAUAGCACCCAGCAAGCCCAAACUCAACGCCGCUGCCCCAGAAUUUGUUUCGGGCGAGAAACUGGGGAAAAACUCGGUCCGUGAUGCCAGUGACUCGAAUCGCGCCGAAUCAAAGGCUGGGGAGAGCGGCUCCGAUGCCGUGUUUUCGCCCACGUCGCAGCCAAACCAGGCGACCAAACAAGGGGCGCCCAGCGCUACCUCCGAAAGUGGUACCGAGAGCGACAAACAAGCCGUGGAACUGAACGCGGCAGAGGCCCCUAAAAAGGAAGGCGCCGUAACGGCAGAUGUCGGCCGACGUGAACCCAGUGCCGCCAUUCGGACGCCAUGGCGGCAAACGGCAGCAGCGCUUGGUGAGAGCAGCGCGCCGCCAUUGAGCGGAUAUCAGCCGGCGGCGCGGCCACGCAGCAUGAAAGUGCUGAGGCCUACCAAGGCUAGCAGCUCAUCGUCAAGUAGGACAGGGGCGUCAUACGAGCCGACAUCAGGGUUGCGGUCUAGCGGGGAAUCACGGCGCAAGGGGCCGGCGGAAGGUGGUACGGCAAACACCACCGCCGCCAGCUGGGGGAACACGAAGCGUAGUAUGAGCGGGUCCGCGCUGGGCACCAUUGGGGACAGCAAACAGCAGGUUACAAUGGCGAACAGUCAAGGGGCCGGCACGCUUCCACGAACCGCGAACAACCCUCUCGGAAGCGCCUCUGCGUUUUCGUGGAUCGCAUCGACCAAGCCCAAGACACCCACGACUGCGGCCGAUUAG
Messenger RNA from Canariomyces notabilis, 1854 nucleotides. RefSeq lists its product as uncharacterized. The coding region runs from base 1 to 1854 and encodes 617 amino acids. The record is from RefSeq and is a predicted model, not a curated record. NCBI's taxonomy places the organism in Eukaryota, Fungi, Ascomycota, Sordariomycetes, Sordariales, Chaetomiaceae. The transcript has 2 exons.